Messenger RNA from Scatophagus argus, 1389 nucleotides. RefSeq names its product golgin subfamily A member 6-like protein 6. Bases 57 to 1301 code for a protein of 414 amino acids. The transcript has 3 exons. The record is from RefSeq and is a predicted model, not a curated record. NCBI's taxonomy places the organism in Eukaryota, Metazoa, Chordata, Actinopteri, Scatophagidae.
AUAGCACAUUGUUUCAUAAAGCAGAGUUCCUCCAAAUUCUCUCUGUUCUCAAACACAUGAGAAGUGACACACAUUUCUCUCAAUCACCAGUGAACAAUGGCGUAUUGAUAGAUCAUGUACGAUACAUUUGUUCAGACAUGAAAAAAAGCGAGAGAAGAAUGCAAGAGUCUUUCCGGAGCCAAUGUGCUCGACCAUUUUUCGGCUUGUGGUGUGCACCAAUAUUUCCAACAGCACCUAGCAAGGAUGGUGCAAAAGCAGAACAGGGUCUCAGUAAGGGAGGACACCUUGCAAAGUCUCCCAAAUCACUUGUGCACCCUCUUCAUAAAGCUCUUCUCUCAGCUCAUGAUACGAUUGAGAGACUGACCCGUGAAAAUGUCACCCUGAGAGAGGAGAAUGCCAGGCUGACACUGAAGGAACAGAACAUCUCUAAAGCUCUAGAGGACCUGACGAACCUUAACAUCCAGGCCAAGAAGGAGAGGGAAGAGGUGGAGGCCAGGAUAAAGAACAUGGAGGAGAACUUUCAAAAGGAAAAGAAAAUCUGGCAAGACCUCAGCAAACACCAGCUGGGAGAAAUAAGACGUUUUAAGAUCAGCUGCUUAGUUGCUGAGUCACACAGCCAACGGAUGGAAGAGGAGGUGAGAGAAUCCAAGUUAGAGCUGUUUGAAGGCAGAAGACAGGUGGAGAGAAAAAUCACCUCUCUUGAACAAAGUCUCCAUAUUCAGAAAGAGGACACUCUUGCAAGGCUUUCUGCCAUGGAGGGUCACUGGAGAGAGAUGAUCAGGAUCAGAAAGGAGAAUGCAGCCUCAAAACCUUGGGAAUCUGAGGAGAGAUGGCAGAGGAGAGUGAGCCAGCUGGAGGAGGAGUUAAAAGAAAAGAGAAGCUUGGACUCCAACUUGAUUGACAAGAUAGAUGAGUGCAGAAACAUCAUGACCCUGUGGAAGCAGAACCAGCCAGAGCUCUAUCAGAGUGAGAAAAAGUGGGAAAGUAAGUGUAAGGCUCUGGAAGAGAGCUACAGGAGGGAGCUGAGUGAAAAGGAGGAGAGCUGGCAGAGAACAGUACAAGACAUGGAGAGAAGGUACGAGCUGGAGAAGAUGUGGCUGCAAAAAGACGAAGAGUGGAGAAAGAAGACCAACUCAUUGGAAGAGGAGGUCAAGCGUCUGACAGAAGAGAACACCCAGCUUCAGGAGUCUAUGGCUGGAAAGCAGAACCAAAAGCCAUGGUGGAAGAGACGCAUCAAAAUUUGGAGGAGGACACAGAGUGACACAAGUUGCACAUCAGAGGAGACUGUCGCUUCAAUCUGAGACCAGUACUUCAAAUGCAAAUGACAAUUUAGUCAAAUAAAAUUAGGAUAAAGCAAAAUAAUUGAAAAGAAAAAUGCACUGAAUGAUU